Hibiscus syriacus is the source of this 1240-nucleotide messenger RNA. Its product is annotated as growth-regulating factor 4-like. Gene Ontology annotation, cellular component: nucleus. NCBI's taxonomy places the organism in Eukaryota, Viridiplantae, Streptophyta, Magnoliopsida, Malvales, Malvaceae. The record is from RefSeq and is a predicted model, not a curated record. Gene Ontology annotation, molecular function: ATP binding. The transcript has 3 exons. The coding region runs from base 46 to 1017 and encodes 323 amino acids. Gene Ontology annotation, biological process: regulation of DNA-templated transcription; DNA-templated transcription; developmental process.
UGAUAUAUUUUUAUAAAUACAAGUUUCCUGGGUGGUGGUUGAAGGAUGGAUAUUGGUGGUGGCGGUGAGGGUGAGAGUGGCGGCGGAGGGAUGGUGGCAAUGAGGUCAUCAUCGCUGUUUACAGCGUCGCAGUGGCAAGAACUGAAGCAUCAAGCUUUGAUCUUUAAAUAUAUGAUGGCAGGUUUGCCUGUGCCGUCUGAUCUUCUGCUACCUAUUCAGAAGAGCUUUGAAUCCAUUUCUCAUAGGUUCUUUCGCCACCCUACCAUGGGACAUUGUUCCUAUUUUGGAAAGAAGGUAGAUCCGGAACCAGGACGUUGUCGGAGGACCGAUGGCAAGAAAUGGCGUUGUUCGAAAGACGCCUCCCCGGACUCAAAGUAUUGCGAGCGCCAUAUGCACCGUGGCCGUAACCGUUCAAGAAAGCCUGUGGAAUCACAAACUAUGACACAGUCAUCAUCUACUGUGACAUCAUUGACUGUUUCUGGUAGCACCACUGGUACAGGAAGCUUCCAGAGCCUUCCUUUACAUGCUUUUGGCAAUACACAAGUCACUGCAUCCGCCACCGGUCAGUCCAAUUAUCAUCUGGAGUCGAUCCCCUAUGGAAUCCCGAGGAAAGAUUACAGGUAUCUUCAAGGAAUUAAACCCGAUGCCGGUGGGCAUAAUAUUUCCUUUGAUGCUUCAGGGAGCAACCGCGACACAUGGCCUCUUAUGCAGUCUAGAGACUCUUUGUUUACCGAGUCAAAAACCGGUAGCCACCCGAGCUUGCAGGCUGAUUACCCCCAGCAUUCGUUUUUCGGUGAUUUCACCUCGGGAGAAGCCGUGAAGCAUGGGGGUCAAUCUCUUCGACCCUUCUUUGACGAGUGGCCCAAAACCAGGGACUCCUGGUCGUCUCUUGAAGACGACAGAUCAAACCAAACCUCCUUUUCAACAACCCAGUUAUCGAUAUCCAUUCCGAUGGUAUCAUCCGACUUCUCCACAACUAGUUCUCAUUCUCCCCAUGGUGAGUUUCAAACUCCAUAGUUCCUUCUGGUAUGUCCAAUUCGUCUAAACAUUCGAACCCCGCAUUUGAAUUAUGCCGCAGUUAGUUGAAUGAGCGGAAAUUCGAGAUUUCCCGGAGGAGAAGGCCCGGAAAAGUUGUAGCUACUUGACUAAUGUUGUACUCUCUGAUGAUUUUCCUUCAGCAUGAAAACUUUUAAAUCUAAAUAAACAUGAGCAUUAAGUAAUCAAAUUACUUGGUACAGAA